GGUUUCCUUCGACUCGGCAUUUAAAUUGAGCUGCAGGACAUCAGCUGCGGCUACAUUCAGCGCCGUGCUCUGACAGAAAAUAACCCGCAGCAUUAGCAAAACAGGCUACUCUUAUUUUUUUACACGAAAUAGACAGAAAUACCUGAUGGUCUGAGGAGGUUUGGGGUGUUUUGUGUGAAGAAGAGCGGGAGAGGUUAAACAAUAACGGAGGCUGUGCUCUGACAGCAGCUCGGUGCAUCAUUUUUGGGAUUCCUCUGCUAGCUGUUGGACGAAAUUGAAUAGCGGUAACGGGAUGCUAUGCUUGAGCGGAAUUAUUUAGGCUUUUUUGAGCAGUGUUUGUUUUCUAAAAGAGAUUGGUAAACAAAGUUAUUGAAUGCAGUGUUUUUUUUUGGCCCAGGAGCAAAAGUGGCCUGGACUUGGAUGACCCAUGGACCUGAUGAUGAGAGUGCAUUUGAUGAUUAAGGUUUAAAUUCUGAAAAAUAUCCUACAAUUUGGAUAUUUUCUUAUCAGUUGAAGACAUUUACCCGUACAAAAUACAGGCCUGAAAUAAAUAACCUUCAACUGGGGUGGCUCAAUAUUAUCAAUAACAACAGUCACCACCCAUUAUUUAAUCUAUACAUUUAUUUUUCUUCUUUUUGGGGACAUUUCCUGUUGAAUACAACCAGGAAAAAAAGUAAAUAAAUUAUUUUUUGUGUUUAUGUCACGAUUAAUUAUUUUUGUUUAUUUUUUGACUCUCAACUAGGUUAGAUCUUAGCUUCACUUUCUUUUUGUGUUAUUUGUAAGGAAAUCUCUACCCGCUCUUAAGAAGAGUGUUUGAUCCCUCAAGGACAUUUGUAGAUCUGUCAGGUUAAACCUAUAACCUGUCAGUCAACAAGAAAAUAAUCUGACACGAGUGACCAACAGCAUCUUUGACCAGUUCAGCAGCCAUGUUCAGCUGGCUUGGGAGCGACGACAGGAGGAAGAAGGAUCCAGAAGUCUUUCAGACCGUGGGUGAUGGACUGAAGAAGCUCUACAGAACCAAACUCCUGCCGCUGGAGGAGGCUUACAAGUUUCACGAGUUCCACUCCCCGGCCCUGGAGGAUGCAGACUUUGACAACAAGCCUAUGGUCCUACUGGUGGGACAGUACUCCACCGGCAAGACAAGCUUCAUACGCUACCUGUUGGAGCAGGAUUUCCCCGGUAUGCGUAUCGGCCCAGAACCCACCACAGAUUCCUUCAUCGCGGUGAUGCACGGCGACAACGAAGGAGUCAUCCCGGGAAACGCUUUGGUGGUUGACCCCAAGAAGCCCUUCAGAAAGCUCAACGCAUUUGGAAACGCAUUCCUCAACAGUUGGGUCCUCAUCCUCCUUAUCCCUGCAGGCUAUGACUUUGCGGCUGUCUUGGAGUGGUUUGCAGAGCGAGUGGACAGGAUCAUUUUGCUGUUUGACGCCCACAAACUGGACAUCUCUGACGAGUUCUCAGACGUGAUAAAGGCCCUGAAGAACCAUGAGGACAAGAUCAGGGUCGUGCUGAACAAGGCCGACCAGAUAGAGACACAGCAGUUGAUGAGAGUGUAUGGAGCCCUAAUGUGGUCACUGGGGAAAAUAGUCAACACCCCUGAGGUGAUCCGCGUCUACAUCGGGUCAUUUUGGUCCCAUCCUCUGUUGAUCCCGGACAACAGGAAGCUGUUCGAAGCGGAAGAGCAGGACUUAUUUAAAGACAUUCAGUCUUUACCGAGAAAUGCAGCGCUUAGAAAACUCAACGAUCUGAUCAAGAGGGCAAGACUAGCCAAGGUCCAUGCCUACAUCAUCAGCGCUCUGAAGAAAGACAUGCCCGCUGUGUUCGGAAAGGAGAACAAGAAGAAGGAACUGAUUGGCAGUCUGGGAGAUAUUUACAAACGCAUUGAAAGAGAGCAUCAGAUAUCACCGGGAGAUUUCCCUAAUCUGAAGAAGAUGCAGGACCUACUCCAAUCUCAGGAUCUCAACAAAUUCCAGCCUCUGAAACCCAAACUCCUGGAGGCAGUGGACGACAUGCUGAGCCACGACAUCGCCGGCUUAAUGGUUCUGGUCCGCCAGGAAGAAAACCAGCGUCCCAAACCCGUUGUGAAAGGUGGAGCGUUUGACGGCACUUUGGACGGCCCGUUUGGCCACGGGUACGGAGAAGGAGCCGGCGAAGGCAUCGACGACGCAGAGUGGGUGGUCGUACGAGACAAACCCGCCUACGACGAGAUCUUCUACACGUUGUCUCCCGUCAACGGAAAGGUGACGGGUGCCAACGCCAAGAGGGAGAUGGUGAAGUCAAAACUGCCCAACACGGUGCUGGGAAAGAUCUGGAAGCUGGCAGACAUCGAUAAGGACGGGAUGCUUGACGAUGAGGAGUUUGCGUUGGCCAAUCACCUGAUCAAAGUGAAACUGGAGGGACACGAACUGCCAUCGGACCUGCCCGCACACCUGGUGCCGCCCUCCAAGAGGAAAAUAUCUGAGUAAAUGUACGAUUACAUCAUUCCCUGCACCAAUGACCUGUAAGUAGACCCAUCCCCUCCACCCAGAGAAAAGUAUCAAAGUAGAAUAGAAAUAUUCCUGUAGCAUUAUAGCAAAAAUGUUUUAACAAAAUUAAACCACGUUUCCAACUCACAAUGUUGCUCUGCUGCUGCCCUCCCCACAUGGGCAGACUUUCAUUAGCUUCAAGAGGCAAAUAAUAAAGCUAAAUAUUCAGUUACAUUCAAAUAAUGAACAUGAAUGCCAAUCAGCUAUUAGCAUGUGAAUUCAAAUGCUACAUGUCUGCAGUGUUGCAAUAGCUUUUACCAUGGUAGAAAAUCUGGAUCGUAAUGAGUUCUCCCAUUUAAGUAUUUGGCUUUUAAGGGUGAGAUAUCUGGAACUGAUAGGCAGGACAGGUGUUAGAGUGAGAGCAAAGUUUGAAAAAUAUAUGAAAGGAUAUUAAAAGUCUAAAGUAAGAAACACUGGAAUACAACUUAAUGUAAGGUAAUCCAAACUACUGGAGGAAAAUGGGAGAAAUACGCAACAAUGUGAAGACGAAAAGAGAGUUGGAAGGAUCAUUCCACGGCAUGUAAAAAUGCAAAUUAUUAUUGUAUGUAUGGUAAUGAAUACAGAUAUCUCAUGUUUGAGUGCAAAGUUCCCUUAUCUCAUGGUAUUGUUCAGUCUUGAGGCGCGGCUGAGUUUUCUGGCUUUUGUUUCAUGGCGCAGAUUAAAAAGGCUCCAAGGAAUAUCUGGCAAUUGCUUGAGAUACAAAAAUGUGUAGAAGCACACACACACACACACACAAGGAAAAAUAACACAAUUCUCAUGAAUUGUGUCCAGAGCAGGGAAAAUUACCUACAAACAUUUGUUUUGUUAUUUUAAAUGUGAUAUGCAGAUGUUGAUAUUUGUGUAAACCAUUUUACUGUAGCACAUAGAUUUUUUUUUUCUUCCAAUGGGGACAAAAACUAAGGAUAACCAUUAGUUUGUUUCUUUUAUGAUUUUAGAUCUAAAUAUGAACAUGUUUGGAAUACUGUGACUAUAACAUGGAACUAUAUAAUGAGUAUUGUUUCAAGUAUUCAGACAUACUCAGUAAAAUGUUAUUGUAAGGACUUUGAAUGUUGAAUGUGAAGGCGUUCUUGGUUCUGUGUGGGCACAUCCUGAGUGACUAUUGAAUGACCAUAUGUAUCACUGUCAUCAUUUGUAACGUAUUAAGCAUUUCACAGGUUAUUGAGCUGUGAGUGGAUUGUUGAUUGAAAAUGGAUGAAUAUGUUAUUGUUCACAUUGUAAACUAUUAUAAAGAGAGAAAACACACAGCUGUUCUUUUGUGAUGAUAAAAAAAAAACACUACUUUAAAUGUUUUUAAAUGAAAUUUGGCUUUUCAUUUAAUGUCCAAAUUGUAUACAUCUAAUUGGAUUUACUGUAUUCCAGUAUGUAUGUAAAAUUACUAACAUUAGGAACUUGUUUGUGGUUAAUCAUAACAUUAGACCAACUAAACUUGGGUUCCCAUAUAAUAAGAAAUAAUCACUUUGUGUUUUACGAGUGAGUUUGAGUUCCAGAAUGAUAUAUUUCUGUGCCCCUCCCUCUCCGUGUGUCUCUGUGCCGUUACUGUGAAUCUACUGUACAUACUAAGGCUGUUUGCAUUCCAUGAACACAGAUUGAGGAACACAAUCCUCAUCAUCUCGAGUGCUUUAUGCAUCACUUGCUCAUAUUUCACAGCUCAGAUCAACAAAGUAAAUAUAAAAAAGGGUUAUUGUUGAAUGUGGAUUCUCUGCAUGACAAAGUCCUUGAAAUUCACAAGUUGUUUUCAUACCCUGACAGAUUGCAACAUGAAGUGGAGACAAAGGGGAUAGUUUUUUUUUCAGUUUUAAGAUGGGUAUGCAUUUGCUAAAUCUGUAUUUCACUGCUAUUCUGUACAUGAACAGUCCAAAAAUGUAAUAAAAUUCAUUUACUCAA
Messenger RNA from Notothenia coriiceps (black rockcod), 4409 nucleotides. RefSeq names its product EH domain-containing protein 3. Gene Ontology annotation, molecular function: GTP binding; calcium ion binding; protein binding. Gene Ontology annotation, cellular component: cytoplasm; plasma membrane. The transcript is spliced from 7 exons. Gene Ontology annotation, biological process: endosomal transport; endocytosis. Lineage: Eukaryota; Metazoa; Chordata; Actinopteri; Perciformes; Nototheniidae. Bases 927 to 2465 code for a protein of 512 amino acids. The record is from RefSeq and is a predicted model, not a curated record.